UCUUAUGCUACGGUCAGAAAAUAUCGCGUCUACGGUUCCUCCGCUCUUCGAGCAACCUCCAAGCGAUGGCGGACAAGGCGACAUUGAUGAAGCUCGAAGAGGGCUUCGCCAAACUCGAAAACGCUCAAGACUGCCACUCGCUGCUCAAGAAGUACCUGACCAAGGAGAUCUUCUACAGGCUCAAGAGCCGCAAGACCGGCAUGGGUGCCACCCUGCUCGACGUCAUACAGUCUGGUGUUGAGAACCUGGACAGCGGGAUCGGGAUCUACGCGCCUGACGCCGAGUCGUACACCAUUUUCGCCGAGCUGUUCAACCCCGUCAUCGAGGAUUACCACAAGGGCUUCAAGUCUACCGACAGGCACCCGCCGACAGACUUUGGCGACCUCAACACGCUGGUCAACCUCGACCCCGGAGGAGAGUUCGUCAUUUCCACUAGGGUGCGCUGUGGGCGAUCGUUGGAGGGCUACCCUUUCAACCCGUGUCUGAGUGAGAGUCAGUACAAGGAGAUGGAGAACAAAGUGGUUCAAGUGCUGAACUCGCUGGAAGGAGAACACCAUGGCGUCUACUACCCUCUGACGGGCAUGUCGAAGGAGACGCAGCAGCAGCUCAUUGACGACCACUUCCUGUUCAAGGAGGGCGACCGUUUCCUGCAGGCGGCCAACGCCUGCCGCUUCUGGCCAACGGGCAGAGGGAUCUUCCACAACAAUGCCAAGUCGUUCCUUGUGUGGGUAAACGAAGAGGACCACUUGCGCAUCAUCUCCAUGCAGAUGGGCGGAGACCUGAAGGAGGUUUACGGCCGCAUGGUGCGAGGGGUGCAGAUCCUUGGCAAGAAGCUUCGUUUCUCCCGGGACAGCCGCCUGGGCUUCCUGACCUUCUGCCCCACCAACCUGGGCACCACUCUCCGCGCCAGUGUGCACAUCAAGCUGCCCAAGCUGGCUGCUGACAAGUCUGUUCUCGAUUCCACCGCCGCCAAGUACAACUUGCAAGUUCGAGGCACCAGAGGUGAGCACACAGAAAGCGAGGGUGGAGUGUACGACAUCUCCAACAAGCGCCGCUUGGGUCUCACGGAGUACCAGGCCGUCAAGGAGAUGCAGGAUGGCAUCCUCGAACUCAUCAGGCUUGAGAAGGGCAUGCAGUGAACUCGGAGCUAAAUCUUCGUUCUGGAAGUACAAGUGUGUAAUUU
Messenger RNA from Rhipicephalus sanguineus (brown dog tick), 1183 nucleotides. Its product is annotated as arginine kinase-like. Bases 66 to 1139 code for a protein of 357 amino acids. The transcript has 5 exons. Gene Ontology annotation, molecular function: creatine kinase activity. The record is from RefSeq and is a predicted model, not a curated record. Gene Ontology annotation, biological process: phosphocreatine biosynthetic process. Lineage: Eukaryota; Metazoa; Arthropoda; Arachnida; Ixodida; Ixodidae.